CUCAGCCGACAUUUUCCCCGGAGUAAUCCUGGACCUUGUUCCCCAAAGAACCGCCCCUCCAAGGAGGACGGCCCUGGCAGAGGGGAGUUGCCCGGGUCACCCCACAGGAUACUGGGCCUGGCCAGCUCCCCGCCCGGCAACUCUGCCCGUGUCAAGUCACCCGACAACCCUGGGGAGAGCUGUUUGGAAGGCUCACGUGGGGAAGACAAAACGUAAAUGGGACGGCACCUCGGAGGAGCCGGGGUUGUCAGAGGAUUGGCUGAAAUUUAAAAAGGGCGUCUAGGCACUUUGCAUUAUUGGGCUGGCAUCAUUGGCACUCGGGUAUGGAGACUUGCGAGUGUGGGGAAAGCCAGUGGACUUCUGCAGCGUUUCAGGUCGCCAGGUGGGCAGUGUGUUGGAAGGACCUCACAACCAGGCAAGCCACCCUCUUGGAUGGUGUGCCAGGAAGGUAACCAGGUAGGAGAAUAUGCUGCAAAGCCUGAAAAACCUGAAAACGGUCAAUGUCAGCCUGUAGAUACUGGUUGAGCGAACUGGAUACAUUCAGUUGCACAAUGUGGUCAUUAAAAGAUUGUAUUACAUACUGAUUAGUGUACCUGUAUGUUUGCGUAUACAGGGUAUACACAAGUACUCUUAAAAAUACAGGAGCUCCAUAAUGCUUUAAUUUCCUACUGCUGCUGCAACACAUUGCCACGGAUUUUUUAUUUUACAGCUCUUAAGAUUGGAAGUGGGAAAAGGGCCCUAGGGGUUAAAUCGAACUAUCCACCGGCCUGGUUCCUUCCAGAGGGUUGCAGGGGAGAAUCUGCUUCUUGGCCUUUUCCAGCUUCUAGAGGCUGCCUUCUUCCCUGUUCGAAACACAGCCACUCCCACCUCUGCUUCCAUUGUCAUAUCUCUCAUUUUUACCCUUUUGCGUCCCUCUUACACAGACCCUCAUGAUUACUUUGGGCCUAUCCAAGUAAUGCAGGACAGUCUCUCCAUCUCAAAACCUUGAAAUCAGUCACAUCUGCAAAGACCCCUUUGCCACAUAAGACCACAUACCGCUCCUGUGACAAAAAUCGUUUUAUGGCAAAGGAAACCAUCAACAAAAUGAGAAGGCAAACUACGGAUUGGGAGAAGAUAUUUGCAAAUGAUAUAUCUGAUAAGGGGUUAAAAUCCAAAAAAACGUAAAGAACUCUUACAACACAACACCAAAAAACAAAAAACCCAAAACAAUCUGGUUAAAAAUGAGCGGAGGACCUGAACAGACAUUUCUCCUAAGAAGACACCAGCUAUCCAGCAGACACGUGAAAAGCACUCACCAUCACUCGUCAGGGAAACGCAAAUCGAAACCACAACGAGAUGCCACCUCAUGCCUGUCAGAAGGGAAAACAAACAAAAUCCUGUGGAAGUUGGCUGGAACACUGUUGCACCCAGAGGCGCCUCCACUCUCAACCGCCCUCAGUCUUCAGAAGCUUCUGCAAGAAACUCAGAAACCCAGUUCCCAGCUCCACUCACCUCCCUGCAUCGAGGUGGAAGAGAGCUGCUCUGCUGCCUUCGCUUAAUGACAACCUGACAACUUGCACCUGCUCUGGGGGUGGGGGCGGGGCCUCUGCUUUGGCCCACCUCUGCGAAUCCGCUUGGGACCCCUGGCGCCCCACAGUGGUGGCCCUGACCCCCUUGUCUGUUGGUGCCCAGCAAGCUGCCCAAGGAAGGACUGGCCCAGGCAAAUAUUCUCGCCAAAUUGAAUAACCCUUCGCCUUAUUCCCCUCAAAGGACCGACUCCCCACCUCCCAGGUCCCUCACCCCCUACCCAUACUGUGCUGUCCCCUGGGGGCCACAGAGAUCAUGCUAGGUCUGCAGUGGGCACUCUCCAAUGUUUGUGCAACUGAACACUCCAACCCGUCUCCCUCCGGCCUGCCGCAGCCUCUGGGCCUCAGCCUCAAGAGACCUGCUCUCACUGGGGAAGUGACCUCCGUCCUGCCCCUCCAGCACUCACUCCUGACUCGCUUUUAUCCUGCAUCAUCCACCCUCCUCCCCACCUUUGCGCUUUCCACAUUCUAAAUGCUAUGAAUUUACUCACACCGGACUGCGAGCUCCAUGAGGCCUGAGACGUUGCUCUGCUUGGCCUUGCAGCCCGAGCGCCCACCAUAGCGCCUGGCACUCAGUAGGUGGUCGGUAAGCAGUGGUCCAAGUGACGGAUGUCGGUGUGGUGAGAACGCACCCAUCAUCCCUGAUCUAAGGAGCCUACAGGUCCGUGAGGGACGCCCUUGAACGGAUCACCGCAGCCCGUCCAAGCGGGAGAGCUGACACAGGAGCUCCAGGCGCGCACGCCCCAGGAGGUGGCCUACGCGGGCCGAGAGCAAGGCGUAAAGCGCCGCCCCCCGGGCUUUUUGAAACACAGUGUGACUUGUUCCGCGUGUUUGAAAACUUUACCAAGGUCCUCCUGAAGACCUUUCCCCGUCAGUGAUGGUUCUCACGGGCAGAGUCGGGGUGCUGUAGAGAAGCCCUGACGGUCGGGCCUCCCUUUCUUUGUAAUGCAAGUGCCCGAGUUAGGUUUUGCCUGCGGAGCACCCGCUCCCAAAACGGCUCUCGCCUAGAAACGCUGCCCGCGAGGGAUGGAGGGCGGGCCCCCGUCUGGGGCUAGGGUGCCCCGGGAGACGAGGCGGGGUGGUGGGGUGGCGACGCGCGGGUGAGUCGCGCCGUUCGGGCGGCGGCCCAGGACGUGGCCCCACCCCCAGGACAGGGCCCGGACCACGCCCCAGGCCCCCGCGGAAGCAGCGGCUCGGCCCGAGAUCACCUCGGGAGAGCCCAGGCCCUGGAUGUCAGACAGGAAUCGGAGAGAGGGUCCCUCUGAAGCCCCGCCUCCCACUCCCUUUCUCCCGUGAUGACUAAGGAUUCUGGAUUCAGGGUUUACUGACCACACCCUGGGACCCGCGGGGGCGGAGCCGGUUUGCUCACGCGGCCUGGGCAGCGGGCUGGGCGAGCCCUGGGUUCCUCCUUUGGACGGUUGUGGGAGCCAGCUUCCUCCGCGGGCUCAUCCGCCAGGACGUCCACACGUAAACCUUGCCUGCUGGUUGGCGGGAGCCUUUACCUGGUCCGCGCCUCCCAGGGACUUUGGCCCUGAACCUGCCCGGGGUUGGGAGGGGGGACUCCUGCCUUCGGCCAGGGACACGAAUGAGGCAGUUUUUGCUCAUUGGGAAGCUUGGGGUGUCGUGGCACCAGGAGCCUCACAUGGGGUUGAGUCAUCCUGUUUGUCCUGACCUUUCUGGAAGGCAGCAGGAAUUGUUUCCAGAAGACACUUCACCUCGAACCAUGAAUCUCGACAUUCAGUGUCAGCAGCUGAGUGACGCCCGGUGGACGGAGCUCCUGCCUCUGAUCCAGCAGUACCAGGUGGUCAGGUUGGACGACUGUGGCCUCACGGAGGUGCGGUGCAAGGACAUCUGCUCUGCCCUCCAGGCCAACCCCUCGCUGACCGAGCUGAGCCUUUGCACGAAUGAGCUGCACGAUGCCGGGGUGCGGCUGGUGCUCCAGGGCCUGCAGAGCCCCAGCUGCAGGAUCCAGAAGCUCAGCCUCCGGAACUGCUGCCUGACGAACACCGGCUGCGAGGUCCUGCCCGACGCGCUGCGCUCCCUGCCUACCCUGCGAGAGCUGCAGCUCAGCGACAACCCGCUAGGGGACGCGGGCCUGCAGCUGCUCUGCAAAGGACUCCUGGACCCCCAGUGCCACUUGGAGAAGCUUCAGCUGGAGUACUGCAACCUGACGGCCGCCAGCUGUGAGCCCCUGGCCGCAGUGCUCAGGGCCUGGAGGCACGUCAAGGAGCUUGUGGUAAGCAACAACGACAUCGGCGAGGCUGGCGUGCAGGCGCUGUGUCGGGGCCUGGUGGACUCUGCCUGCCAGCUGGAGACGCUCAAACUGGAGAACUGCGGCCUCACGCCGGCCAGCUGUAAGGACCUGUGCGGUGUCGUGGCCUCCAAGGCCUCGCUGCAGGAGCUGGACCUGGGUGACAACAAGCUGGGUGACCAGGGCAUCGCCACACUGUGCCCCGCGCUGCUGCACCCCAGCUCCCGGCUCAGGGUCCUGUGGCUCUGGGACUGUGACAUCACCACCACGGGCUGCAGAGACCUGUGCCAAGUGCUCAGGGCCAAGGAGAGCCUGAAGGAGCUGAGCCUGGCAGGCAAUGCGCUGGGGGACGAGGGUGCCCGGCUGCUGUGUGAGAGCCUGCUGGAGCCUGGAUGCCAGCUGCAGUCCCUGUGGGUGAAGUCCUGUGGCCUCACGGCCACGUGCUGCCCCCACGUCAGCGCGAUGCUGACCCACAACAAGCACCUCGUGGAGCUGCAGAUGAGCGACAACAAGCUGGGCGACUCCGGCGUCCAGGAGCUCUGCCAGGGCCUGAGCCAGCCUAGCGCCACGCUGCGGGUGCUCUGGCUGGGGGACUGCGACGUGGCCAACGGCGGCUGCAACAGCCUGGCCUCGCUCCUGGUGGUCAACCGCAGCCUGCGGGAGCUGGACCUCAGCAACAACUGCAUGGACGACCGGGGCAUCCUUCGGCUGAUGGAGAGCCUGGAGCGGCCUGACUGUGCGCUGGAGCAGCUGGUCCUGUACGACAUCUACUGGACGCAGCAGACUGAGGACCUCCUUCAGGCCCUGGGAGAACGCAAGCCAGGCCUGCGGAUUAUCUCCUGAGAGGCCUCCUGCCCCUCCCCCUCCGGACCUCCUGGCUGAGAAUGAAGAGAAGGGUUCAAAUCGAUGGACUUCUGUGGGAAAGUUUCAGACACUUUUAUUAAAGCACUUUUUUUGGCA
Messenger RNA from Prionailurus viverrinus (fishing cat), 4776 nucleotides. It is a transcript of the gene RNH1, whose product is annotated as ribonuclease/angiogenin inhibitor 1. The record is from RefSeq and is a predicted model, not a curated record. The transcript is spliced from 13 exons. Gene Ontology annotation, molecular function: protein binding. NCBI's taxonomy places the organism in Eukaryota, Metazoa, Chordata, Mammalia, Carnivora, Felidae. The coding region runs from base 3151 to 4659 and encodes 502 amino acids.